This is a messenger RNA of Helianthus annuus (common sunflower), 1316 nucleotides long. Its product is annotated as E3 ubiquitin protein ligase RIE1. The record is from RefSeq and is a predicted model, not a curated record. NCBI's taxonomy places the organism in Eukaryota, Viridiplantae, Streptophyta, Magnoliopsida, Asterales, Asteraceae. The transcript has 5 exons. Bases 38 to 1081 code for a protein of 347 amino acids.
CAAAACAGAAUCAAUACUGUUAUCAUUCUGUUACACCAUGGCGGAGAUUGCAACGUCGGUGCCGGAGAUCACCGCCGUCGAUGAGCCGUUACUCUCUCCAACUCACGCCGCUGCUGCUGCACCGUCUGCCGGAGGAGAUAGACCUCCGUCGAGAGUUCCGAUGCUUUUAGGUCUUUUCGCCGGCCGCCGUGGUGCGUCGUUGAUAGUGAGCCAGACCGUUGCGCUACAGAUGGAGGAUUACCGAGAGGCUUGGGGCUAUUCGUUUCCGGUUGUGGUUAUAGAGACACUCUGGAACCUUGCGUUUGUUGUGGUUUCGUUCGCUACGUUGUUUUGGAUUGCGCGGGAAGAGACGAAUUUGUUACUUAGGGUUUGGAUCUGCGGUUACGUGAUGCAGUGUGUGGUUAAUGUGGUGGUUUUGUUGCUGGUGUAUAAGAGGAGGAAUCGGAGAGUGUCAGCAGACUCAACCGCAACGAUUCCUGGUUUUAGUAGCAGUGGUUCGAGCUCGGAGAGUGAUGGAGAUCGUGUUACACGUCCAGUCAGAUGGGAUAUGCUUUAUACUGUGGUUUCUUAUUUCUGGUGGGUGCUUGGAUUCAUUUGGAUCGUGUCUUACGAUAACAGUGUCACUCCACGUCUAUUCGGGUUGACUCUGGCUUAUUUGGCUAUGGACGUGUUCUUUCUUGUUCUCGGUUUUCUUUUGGAUUGUUUACUAUCAGCUGCUUACUGUUUCUGCUUGCCUUGCAUUAUUGCCUUCAUGUAUUACAUCAAUCGCCAGGAACGCGCAUCAGAGGCUAACAUCAGCAGACUGCCCAAAUACAAAGUUGAAAACGUGGAGCAACCUGGUGUUAGAGAAUGCAGAAUGAUCCCUAUGGGGACAAAUGGUCACGACUAUUCUACUGAACUUGUUGUUUCAACCGAGUAUGCGGAAUGUAGUAUAUGUCUCUGCCGCUAUGAAGACGGGGAACAACUUCAUUUACUUCUUUGCGGCCAUCACUUCCAUUCUACAUGCAUCGUGAAAUGGCUAAGGUUGAAGGCCACUUGUCCCAUAUGCAAAUCACUUGUCGCGUCAAAUGAACAGGGUUAAAAGGUACAGGUAAAAUCCUAACGGGAAAUAUAAUCUUGACAAACUCAGCUAAAACCAAAAUAAAUGGCAGCAUUGUAUAGGUCAACUAUUGUUGCGUACUAUAGUUAGUGUUGUGAAUCAUGGUUCCAUAAUGGCUCAGGUCUCCCACAUGGUUACCUUGUUUCUGACUAUAUACAUUGGUUGAAAAUUUAGAGAGGUUAUAUGGAUUAACCAAAGAAGCUUCAAAUUUUAAAAA